CAUGGCAAUCACGGGCAACUGCGUAUUGUCAGAAAAACUUCCUACUGAAAAAAACAGAAUGAAAUCGCCAUCCCGUCUGCCAGUCAGCAGUUUCUCACUGAGGCCGCAGGGGAUCCCGGUGGAAGGAGAUCGCGGUGCAAGGAAGAGGGAAAGCCCGACCUUUCAACUCGCCUCUCGGGCCCACGGGAGGGCCGGUACCUUGCCUGGCCUCUCACUGCGCGCGUCACAGCGCAGACUUCCUGUACUGCCCGCUGGCGUCUCCCCGCGGUUGUCCGAAUCUGCCAGAGGGGCAGGGGCGGGCGGCAAGCUCCUUCCACCAGAAUGUGCACCGCGACCAGGCCCUUGCAAGAGGCCCUUCGUCGGCACUUCAUAUACCAGAAGCUAGAGAUAGCCUAUGCCAUAAACAAGCCAUUUCCCUUCUUUGAAGGCCUCAGAGACAGCUCCUUCAUCACUGAGAGAAUGUACAAGGAAUCCCUGGAAGCCUGUGGAAAUUUGGUCCCUUUAUCCAGAGUGAUAUACCACAUUCUCACCAAGCUGGAGAAGACCUUCGACCUGUCACUUCUGAUGACAUUGUUCAGCCAGAUUAAUCUGCAAGAAUACCCCAAUCUAAAGGCAAUUCUUGAGAGCUUCAGAAGUGUUGGUGCUUCCUAUGGAGAGUGCAGCAGAGCCAUGCCAACGUCAACCGCAGCCCCAGCUGACCCAGGAGAAGGGAGCUCCCACCAGGCCCUGCUGCCGCUACUGCAACCACCACCACCACCGAGCCCUCAGCCCUGUGCACCGAGGGUGGGCGAGCCUGGAGAAUCCACGCAGCAAAGCAAAGAGACCCUGGCUAAGCCGCCGAGCCCUGCUGGCUCUGUCGUGGCUCUCCCUGGAUUCAUCCAAGAAGUGACCAGUGACAACUUAAUAUUCAAAAUAAAUGAUGAUGAUGACUCAACAGAGUGGCUCAUCCUUCCCCCAGGCUCCAUGCAAGCAGCCAGUAAUAAGCCAACCCUCCAAAUGAAAGAUAAAGAGGACUCUCAAGAGAUGCCCCACACUCCCUCACCCCCUGGGCCAGUGAUAAGAGAUGAUUCUCCCAAACCAAAUGCCCCGAAAGAGUCCCAGGAGGCACCCAGCACCCAUCCGAACAAGAAAGGAAAGAAAAGAAAAAGAAAUGUGUGGUUAACUCCAAAAAGGAGACAUCCAGGAAAAAAACUCUCAAGAGGGGCAGCCUCACCUGCACCUGGAAUCCAAGAGACGCUCCAAGAGGUGGAUCAGGUGACUCAAAUGAAGGACAACUCAACCUGUAACUUGAACGUCAUGACAAGGGUCCAAGAGGCAAGGGCCGAAUGUGCCCAAAUGCCCGACCCAGAGGAUUCCACGGAUAAUGGAAAUAAAUCCUCUUUGGGAAAAUCUCCUGAGGAAAGACAAAAGAGGAGGAAAAAAUCUAACUGCUCAAGUUCCAAAAACAGACAGAAACAAAGACUUCCAAGAGGAGCAGCCUCACCUGCACCUGGAAUCCAAAAGAAGCUCCAAGAAUUGGAUCAGGUGACUCAAAGGAGGGUCAACUCAACCUGUAACUUGAACGUCAUGACAAGGGUCCAAGAGGCAAGGGCCGAAUGUGCCCAAAUGUCCGACCCAGAGGAAAAGUCUGAAGAUGAAACCAUGGAUUUUCACUCUCCUAUACUCCCUGUGACCUGUGGUGAGGCAAAAGGGAUAUUAUUUAAGGAGAAAAUGAAAAAAGGAGCAUCAGAGAAGUGCAUUCAGAAUGAGAAGGGAGUUUGGUUCACUCCAAAAGAAUUUGAAAUAGAGGGAAAACGGGCAAAAUCAAAGAACUGGAAGCGGAGUGUGCAUUGCAGAGGAAAGACCCUACAGCAUCUACUGGAGAAAAAACUUUUGCUCUGUCCUCCGAGAAUAAAUCCCAGAAAAGAGCCGGAAAUCUUGGACGAAUGCGAGGUGUGCUGUGGGCCAGGAUGGCUGCUCUGCUGUGCCACGUGCUCAAGGUCCUUUCACAGGGACUGUCACAUCCCUCCUGUGGAGGCAGAGGCCGAGAGGGCCCCGUGGAGCUGUACCUUCUGCAGGAUGAAGGACUCUUCAGGAAGCCACCAGUGUCCUCAGGAACUUGAAUCCCUGGAGAGGCAGAUGCAGCCAGAGGAACAGCUGAUAUGCGAGUUCCUCCUCUUGAAGGCCUAUUGCCACCCACAAAGCUCCUUCUUCACAGAGACACCCCAGAAUAUCCAAGACUAUGGUGAGCCUUUUAAGGAAGCCAUGUGGUUGGACCUGAUUAAGGAAAGGCUGAUUCGGAAAGUGUACACAGUGACGUGGUUUGUGAGGGACAUGCGCUUGAUCUUUCGCAACCAUAAAGCAUUUUACAAGGCCUCUGACUUUGGGCAGGUGGGACUGGACUUGGAGGCAGAAUUUGAAAGGGAUCUCAAAGACAUGCUUCUUGUUCAUGAAGCCAAUGAGAAGAGUUUCUUGGCUCCUCCUUGACCCUGUUUCAGAAGGCCUGAGGCACCCCAACUUCAGGAUCCCACUGGCGUGGCUUGAUCUGUCCUUAGAUUGCCUUUGAGCCUGGGAUGUUCCUGACUGCAAAUCCAGAACCUCCACAGCAACAUCUUCUACCUCCUUUCUUGUUUCUUUUUAUACCUAAUAAAAGCUAUAUUUCAUGCUGAA
Molecule: messenger RNA, 2649 nt
Organism: Choloepus didactylus (southern two-toed sloth)
Lineage: Eukaryota; Metazoa; Chordata; Mammalia; Pilosa; Megalonychidae
Gene: SP110
Product: SP110 nuclear body protein
Exons: 21
Coding region: 322-2466 (714 amino acids)
Biological process (GO): regulation of transcription by RNA polymerase II
Cellular component (GO): nucleus
Molecular function (GO): protein binding; DNA-binding transcription factor activity, RNA polymerase II-specific; DNA binding
Source: RefSeq, a predicted model, not a curated record